Messenger RNA from Talaromyces proteolyticus, 1650 nucleotides. RefSeq lists its product as uncharacterized. NCBI's taxonomy places the organism in Eukaryota, Fungi, Ascomycota, Eurotiomycetes, Eurotiales, Trichocomaceae. The transcript has 2 exons. The record is from RefSeq and is a predicted model, not a curated record. The annotation marks the transcript as partial.
UUGAACAACAAAUUCAGCAAUCUAAUUCAAAUAUAUCUACCGGAAAAUUGCAAAGUCUGCUAGUUUGGGUUGACAACAUAAUUGAGUUCGGCCACACAAAGGCCGCUCGUAGUUGUGAUGUCUUGAUGCAAUACAUUAGGUGGGCUCAGAAGGCCAGAAGUGAUCACAUGGAACUUCUCAAAUCGGGUUAUUCCAGUCAAGAGGAGCAACUGCCAAAGUGGAUCAGGACUGUGUUGAAGCUGGGCCGCUAUGGAGUAGCAGCUCAAGCUCUGAUACAGUUAGCUUUGGAGUUUCCCGCAUUAUUCUGUCCUAUGCUUGUGAAGGCUGUAGAAGCACCAAGUCCAGUGAUUGUCCCUCGUGAAGGGGUUUCUCUCCAUGCUGCCGUUGAAAAUAUCAUGGGUGAAAGAUCACAGGAAUAUCAUAGUCGUUUGUUUAGCCUCGUGAGCCCUCGGAAGCAGAAGGAUGUGGAAAAAUGGUUUCGCAAUAGAUGCCCCGACAAUCUUCUUGUCCACGCAGAAAUGCAGCUUCUUAGCUAUUACGAUCAACGGCCUGAGGUCGAGCCCACUCUACGUUUCAUAGGAGUGGGCAAGAAGUCCUGUUAUCUGUGUAAAACAUUCCUUUCAUUUCCUCAUCCUUCCUUCAAAGUCACCGCCUGCCAUUGGAAAGUCUACACACGCUGGAUUACUCCGCCAGCAGCUAAUGAGCGUGUUUUUUCGUUCUAUCGUGGAUACACGGCGGAGUUGACGCAGAUGUUAGAGGCGGAGGUCCGACGCGACCUUCAGGGCCGUCCCUUAAGCCGGCCUAAGCAGUGUCAAUAUCCGGCAGACUCCUCGGCAGGAGUAUCAAUGACCGGCCUUUCAGGAUUAGAAAUUCAAAGUGCUACCUCUAGAGCUUCACCUAGCAUAAGGAUCGAGUUGAUGAAACAUUUUCUCGAGGAAGGUGAAGCUUCAGGAACUAGAGAAAGCAAGGGCAAAGCACGAAUAACCGACCUUCACAGCACGUUGACAGCUCCCAGCAUUGUGUCAUUAGAAAGGAUUUCCGACCCAGCUGACAAAGGUGUUACAUCUUCCGCCAUCGGCCAUUCAUCUUGGCAUGACAAAUCUUCGCCAUUGGCCAUAGUGCUCCAUUUCACAAGGCCUGGUGAUGCAAAGAACCGGGAGUUAGUCUGUCUGGCCGACAUAUUUGAUUCAUCUACCGGGUACCUAUCCUAUGACAAGCUCAUUAAAAUCCUAGCAAAUUAUACGGGAUUCGGCCUCGCAUUCAACAAAGAGAAAGAGUUUCUUGUGUUUAAUGGUCAGCUUGUGGUUGAAAAUGAGCGGCAGUUUAUUGCUUGCGUACAGCAUCUCUAUAAUGCCGACCAUUUGAAUGCUGAAGUUGUGGUGUGCAGCCGAGAAGAUUGUCGUUUUAUUACAGAUAUGAGAGAUGUUGAAACACAGACAGAGGAGCAGACGAAGAGCGGAUCACAUAAAAAAUGCGAGGUUGGCUUUUGCAGAAGCGCAAGUGGUGAUCCUGCCCGACCGAUCUUACUGGCGCGCGGUGCAGGAACGCUGGGUCGCUGGCCAGGCGCUAGUGGCGGCACGGGUAUGCCCAGUUUCCCCUUCCUCCAUGUGCAGCAGAUGAUCGAUCCUCGUUUCGCAUCCUGGUCAAUCA